Lecanosticta acicola is the source of this 1266-nucleotide messenger RNA. The record is from the annotation of a GenBank genome assembly. Lineage: Eukaryota; Fungi; Ascomycota; Dothideomycetes; Mycosphaerellales; Mycosphaerellaceae.
AUGGCCCAAAAGCUGCGGUUCAAUGGAACAACGGCCACAGGCGUGGAUGUUGUCGCCAAGGAUUUACCAUUCACUCUGACUGCGAAGAAAGAGGUGAUAGUUUCUUGCGGAGCGUUCCAGAGUCCUCAGGUUAGUAUUGCAGAAGACCUUCUCCGGCGAAUGUGCUGACCUUAUUUUCCCUAGCUCCUGAUGGUAUCCGGGAUUGGCCCUUCUGAUGUCCUGAAGAAUUUUUCGAUUCCAGUGAUAGCGGACAAAGCGGGCGUUGGCCAGGACAUGUGGGAUAAUCCGAUCUUUGGUGUAAGGACCCCUUCCAGAUCUCUCAUCCUAUCGUGAUGAAAGUUGACAGAAGCAUAGAUCACCUACGCCGUCGACGUCGAAACCUCCAGCGCGUACACAAACAGCCCAGCAAGAAUGGCCCGGGCCGUUCAACAAUACAAUUCCAACAGAACAGGCUAUCUCUUAUCAGUACGUUCCCUUCCGAAGUCUCCAGGACAUAAAUGCUAAUACUUCCCCGAACAUGCAGUCCGGCACAGAGACAAUAAGUUUCGAAGCCCUUCGAGACAUCCCACACCUCAACCUCAGCGCCUCCGCAAAACAAAGCCUUUGCCAAUUCCCAUCCGACUGGCCAGACGUCGAAUUCGUCUCCUUGGCCACAUGGUACGGUCCUUACAUGGGUUCUACGCCUCCGACAAUGAACAACUACGAGAGUCUCGCAGCUGGUCUCAUCGCACCACUAAGUCGUGGGUCCGUUUCCAUCAAAUCCGCAAACAUGUCCGAUUCACCUAUCAUUAACCCCGGGUGGCUUACACAUUCCACGGACCAGGAACUCGCUAUAGCAGCCGUCCGGAGAGCAAGGGAGUAUGCCGCUACACCCGCUUUCCGGUCCAUCACGAUUGGAGAAGAGGCUUUCCCGGGCAAGAAUGUGACGACCGAUGCGCAGAUUUUGACCGUGCUGAGGGAGCAGACGAGUACCUUCUACCAUGCCUCUGCGACUUGUAAGAUGGGUAGGAGUAGUGACAGCAUGGCGGUUGUGGAUAGUAAAGGAAGGGUAUUUGGGGUCAACAAAUUGCGUGUUGUGGAUAUUUUUGCGAUGCCCUUCUUGCCACCGGGUCAACCGCAGGCUACCGUGUGAGUACCGUCGUCCGAAGUGUUGCCGUUGUACUGACAAACGACAGAUACAUGCUGGCCGAGAAGAUUGCAGAUGAGAUUUUGAUAGAGGCUUCCAGGAAUGCCACGAGUGGGAAUGCGACCUAUGCGCUGGUUUAG